Messenger RNA from Neogale vison (American mink), 3384 nucleotides. RefSeq names its product high mobility group nucleosomal binding domain 4 (gene HMGN4). The transcript is spliced from 2 exons. NCBI's taxonomy places the organism in Eukaryota, Metazoa, Chordata, Mammalia, Carnivora, Mustelidae. Gene Ontology annotation, cellular component: chromatin; nucleus. The record is from RefSeq and is a predicted model, not a curated record. Bases 1720 to 1992 code for a protein of 90 amino acids. Gene Ontology annotation, molecular function: nucleosomal DNA binding. Gene Ontology annotation, biological process: chromatin organization.
GUGUCCAUUCUUGAGGGAAGUGUGUCCUAGAACAAAAGCUCACCCUUUGGUUUCCUCUCUCAUUCUCUGGUAACAGAAAGGUCUCUAAAAAUAUAUGCAGAAGGUUUAGAGUGACAUUUUCAUUUUCUCUUCAAGCUGGCACACCUUUGAGAUUGAAUGGGAGCAUUAUAAAUAAUUAUGCCAGGGCAACAGGUAUAAACCACGUGACCCUAAUACUAGAUGAUUUUCAUGCCAUAAAAUAUCUCUCAAUGUUGGUUUGCUCAUUUUAAGAACAGCUGUCUUUUCCUACCUGUUCCUUUAUGGGCAUACCUUUACCAUACCCAGAGUUGACCAAUGUGACCUCUGGCAUCUUUCUCAAUUAUUUUCCUUCAAAAUUAUUUUCUUUAUUGUGUCAGAAUUUGGACUUAAAAAAAAGUUCUGUAAGGAUUGUUCACACAUUUCUUUAGUGAUACAUUUGGGAGAGAGAAAAAAGAGAAUAAAUUAGGCAUAAAUUCAUUCAAUGUUUAGGGAAGCAUGUUCUCGGCAGAGAACAUUCCUGGGUUGGAAUGGCAAGCUUGCAUCUGUGGCAACAGGGACUUUUCGGCCCUCAGGAAUUUAGAUAUUUAGAGGCAAGGGAAGAGCACAGUAAGGGAAGAGAAGGGUCCAGCUAAUUUCACAUUAGCUUUUCAGUGAGUCGCUUUCAGCAUGAGAAUGUAAGGGUUUCUCCUCUCCAUUUCGCUCUGUCCCCGAAGUUUCUUACAAGGUUAUCAAGGAAAAAAGACUGAUUCAAGGCACUUUGCUUCUCCUUUCUUCUUUAUAUGAACACAUUUCUCCCUGUAUUGCACGUGAGUGAAAGAAAAAAAAUGCAGAAUGUCCGGUCAUUUUAGUCAUGGUGAAAAAAAUGGGGAGAAAAAUAGAUAAAUUUGAUGUUUUAGCACCAUUUGUAGGUGCUCACUUUAGUUAGCCAAGGAACAUGUUUGCCCACUACAUAUCCACAUGGUGAGGCCCGGCAAAAACAAAACAGAACAAAACGACUCUGGAGCAAUUUAGGGACAAGAUAACACAUAUUUUUUUCCUUAAAACAUUGUAGAGUGGGACGGGGCAUACGGUUACAGAAAUCCCCAGGAAAUGUUUUCGAGGGUGGGGCAGAGGUGUGAGGAGCUAGUCCUGGCCUCAAGCUUUAAAAAGCUUCACACAGGGCUUGUGAGUGCCAGCCAUCGGCCCAGGUCCUAAUGACCCAGACUAAAAAUAAAUCACUUUCCAUUUCGUGUAUCCCUGAACCUGUCCUUUGGGCUACAUACUUUUUAAAAGUAGUUUUUAUUAAUUCUUGGGCAGAUACAUAAAAUGUCUCUGUGUAGAAUCUAGAGAGGAGUACACCAGCCAUGUCGUCCUCCCUACCCCACCUCUGUUCCAGGGAGAGGAUUUUACCCCCACCCCUUUCUCUGGACCCUCUUCCUCUCUCCAACCACCAUCCCUUUCUCAACCCCCUUUGAUGUGACUACUGUCCCAAUUUUUAUCUUUAUCCCUUGUUUGUUUGUGUUUUUUUUUUUUUCAGUUUUACUACAUGCUUGUAGCCUAAACGUGUCAUUUACUUUUGUACUUGGAAAUGGAUCUGUACUACACAUAUCUUGCAACCUGUCAUUUUUGCCCAACAAAAUCUUUCUAGGAGCAGUGUGAGGAAGACAGAAACCACCCCCCUCCCUGGACUGGCCAAGCCACCUGCCCAGCGCUGCUGCCACCAUGCCCAAAAGAAAGGCCAAAGGAGAUGCUAAAGGCGACAAAGGGAAGGUGAAGGAUGAGCCGCAGAGGAGAUCGGCACGCUUGUCUGCUAAACCGGCUCCUCCAAAACCAGAACCCCGGCCUAAAAAGGCCCCUGCAAAGAAAGGAGAGAAGCUACCCAAAGGGAGAAAGGGGAAAGCAGAUGGUGGCAAGGAGGGGAACAACGCUGCAAAGAACCUAGAUGCUUCCACAGUCCAGUCACAGAAAGCAGAAGGCAGUGGGGAUGCCAAGUGAAGUGUACUUUUUUGAUAGUCUGUACUUCUAGUGACUUUACUGUUUGAAAUACUAUUUUUCUUUAAUCAAGUUUUAUAAAAAUGUAGAAUUUGGGUGUUUUCUUUCCCCAAACUUAACGUUGUUAGCAUACAAGACGCAUUGUUGUUGUCCUUUGUGCAAAGUGCAAAUACCACUAAUAGAAUGUCUCAGAAGCUGGCUUGAAAUGGGGGAAGUUGGGAUCUUCUCUCCUUGUUUUUGAAGAUUAUUCUUGGUUCCCAGGAGAGAUUCUCUGACAUUCACACAUGUCAGCGACUUGGGCUUAGAAGCCUUACAGCACAGAGAAGCAAAACUUCAUGUCUUCUUUCCUGAUGCCGUCAGCAUAUACUUGACUUCCUGAAAUAGUUGUGAUGUGGCCUUGGCUCCCCUAAAAUCCCAUGCUGGGUAACAGUACUCAGGCUUCCUGGUGAUAACAUCAACAUGGUGUUGCUCCAAAGAGCCAAGAUUCCUGUUUGUAGUUUGUAGAUCAUUGCAUUGAUGAUCUUAGAGUUUUUAGUUCCUUUCUUCCGUGUCCGAGUUGACCUGUGAAAAGAUCUUACAUGCCUCUUGUGAAAUAUCCACCCCUUCUGAGAACUCCCGCCUUUUCAAACACAACAGAAGACUGUUGACUUUUGGGGGAGGGGAGUUUGAAAGUUGUGAAAUGUUACGGAUUGUCAACCCUGUCCUCCUGGAAAUAACUGGUUUUGAAAAGUAUCUGAUAAAGCUGAAUACAAAUUAGCUUGGUGGUAGGGGGAUCAUUUCCUACCCAAAGUCAUAGAGAUAUUCUUUCCUGCAUUGUAAACCUUUUAUAGUCUUGCUUUUCACAUUUGUCUGUAGUCUGCUCUGAACUGAUUUUUGUGAAAAGUAAGAGAUAGAAGUUCAAUAGAGUAUUUUUUCCAUAUGGAUACAUGGUUGUUGCCCCAGUAACCAUUAUCUGAAUACUUUACUCUUUUCCCACUGAUCUAUAACACCAGCUCUUUCAUAAGUAAACUCUCUGUGUGGGUGGGUCUGUUGAUUAUUUCUUUUCAGUCAGUUUGUCUAACCUUGUGGCCGUACCAUACAAUCCUGAGUACUACAACUUUAGAAACAGGUCUUCAUAUCUCAGGACAAAUCCCACCUCCAAAAAAAUCAUCACCAAAUUUUUCUUCCUUGGGAGUGUCUUGGCUUUUCUUAGCCAUUUGCUCUUCUGUACAACUUUUAGAAUUAGAUUGACAAGUUCUAAAUCAAAACAAAAAUGUUGGAAUUUUUAUUGGAUUUGUACGGAAUUUAUAGACUAAAUAAUACAAUGUUGAGUCUUCCAAUCCAUGAACAUGAUACAGUUCUUCAUUUACUUAGCCUUUUUAAGUGUCUUUCAAUAAAGUUUUAUAAUUUUCUCCA